AUCAGUGCUAGCAGGCAUGGCUUUUUGCUUGAUUGUUGGUGCUAGCGGUUGUCAUUCGUUUAGCGACAAACAAAUUUAUUUAAUUCUGAAGUUUUUCACAGAAAUUGUCCGCCAAAAAUAAAGGGCCAACACAGCGCAGGAAGCAACUGUUUCGUUAAAUCAAUUAUCUCGAUCGGCUGUCAUCUGCAUACGCCAUGAAUUCGUCCCGCAGAGGCUAUAAUUCCGGCUCUAAUUACAAUUCUGGUUCCAAUAGCUUUAAUUCUGGCUCGAGUAACUUCAAUCCUGGCUCCAGUAAUUAUAAUUCUGAGCCCAAUUUUUCAAAUAUCCCAUUUUACUUGAUGUCGCAACUGACCUCCGGUGGAGGAAGCGGCGGCAACCGUGACGAUUAUUCUGAAUCUCAAUCAUUCAACAACAGUCAAUACAACUAUUCUAGAAACAGCUCUCAAUCAUCAAACAGUUAUUCCUCGAGCUCCUACGGAUAUGGAGGUGGUUCGCAAAACCAAGGGUCGUUCCAAUACAGCGCUUCGAUGUCGUCGGACAUGACUUCGAACGUACCAUUUUCCUAUGCUGAUAAUGAUUCGGGAAACAACAAACGCAAGAAUCGCGGAUAUCAACCGUGGGUUAAGCGUGACUCUCUGAAGCGCCACACUCCGUAUGCUGGAGAUCGCGGAAUAAAUCUGAUGCAGAAAAUGGGCUGGAACCCGGGUCAAGGCCUGGGUCGGCGAGAAAACGGCGAACUGGAGCCGCAAUUUCCUGAGAUUAAAAUGGACAAACGGGGUCUGGAUGUCGGAAAGAUGUUGAGUGUUCCGUUCACCGUGAAAUCGCAGGGUGGCCGUAAAACACAAAUGGCCACAAUCAAGCUGGUUACGGAAGGUAAAAAUCCGCUUUCAAUUCUGGAGGAAUACUGCAGCAAACGAAAGCUGGAGGCCCCCAAGUACGCGGCCGUGGUCGAUGAGGGUCCGGUCCAUGCCAAGAAUUACGUUUUCAAAGUGACCGUCGACGGCGUCGAUUAUACAUCUGAAAAGGGUUGUAAUGUGAAGAAAACGGCCCGAUCGGAAGCGGCCAAGAAGUGUUUGAUUGAGCUGGGAGUUUUGACUAAAGAGUAAAUUGAAAACAUUUGCAUUGAAGCUUUGAAUUUUACGUUUGAUUCGUGGAUAAUUUGUAUCAAAUUAAUUGAUAUGUAUGUAUUGGUAUUUUAUUAAAUGUAAUAAACUUGUAGAACUUA
Messenger RNA from Armigeres subalbatus, 1225 nucleotides. Its product is annotated as protein Son-like. Bases 195 to 1106 code for a protein of 303 amino acids. The transcript is spliced from 2 exons. The record is from RefSeq and is a predicted model, not a curated record. Gene Ontology annotation, biological process: regulation of cell cycle; regulation of mRNA splicing, via spliceosome. NCBI's taxonomy places the organism in Eukaryota, Metazoa, Arthropoda, Insecta, Diptera, Culicidae. Gene Ontology annotation, molecular function: RNA binding.